This is a messenger RNA of Acanthamoeba castellanii str. Neff, 378 nucleotides long. RefSeq names its product hypoxia induced protein region protein, putative. The record is from RefSeq and is a predicted model, not a curated record. Lineage: Eukaryota; Discosea; Longamoebia; Acanthamoebidae. The coding region runs from base 1 to 378 and encodes 125 amino acids. The transcript has a single exon.
AUGAGCAAGAAGCACGAUGAUCUUCCUGACCAGGGCGGCUCGCUCGACUACCGCGGCAAUUACGUGCCCUUCUACCCCAACCCCGAGGAGAAUCUCAACCUCUGGGAGCGCGUGAUGCGGUACCCGUGGGUGGCCCUCGGCGCCUUCUCGACGGCGGGCAUCCUCGGUGCCGGCCUGUGGACCCUCAAGACGGGCAACAGCGCCCUCGGCCAGAAGCUCAUGCGGGCGCGCGUAGCGGCACAAUUCACGACCGUAGUGCUCCUCCUGGGCGCGUCGGGCGUGAUCACCCUCAACAGCCUCAACAGCGACAAGCCCAAGCCCAAGGCUGUCGCCGCGCCUAUCUCCUCCUCUUCAUCUUCGACAUCCGAGACGCACUAA